Messenger RNA from Drepanopeziza brunnea f. sp. 'multigermtubi' MB_m1, 471 nucleotides. NCBI's taxonomy places the organism in Eukaryota, Fungi, Ascomycota, Leotiomycetes, Helotiales, Drepanopezizaceae. The record is from RefSeq and is a predicted model, not a curated record.
AUGCAAUUCACACCUCUCCUCAUCGCUGUGCUGGCCAGCAGUGCUUCUGCUGCACCACCCGCUGGCUUCGGUCUACCUAGACCCUUUGGCGUAGCUUUCCCUGGCGCUCCUGCAGGUACCCCUACUGAUAUUUUAGCGCAGGAAGCCCCCGCAGAGUUCUUCACCAAGGGAAAGGGUGCGUUCAUCCAGGAAAAGCCAACUCGCAGCGCUUUUGGAGGAUUCCCCGGCGGGUCAUUUCCCACCGGGUUAAAGCCCCCUUUCCCUUCUCUUCCUUCGCCACCAACCGGCAAAAUCGGCGAUACAUUUCCCACCGAAGCCUUCAGUACGAGUCUCCCAAAGAUCACGAUCCCUUCCGGCAAAGGCUUUCCCCCGAUUCCAACUGGCAACGGAGGAUUUGGACUUGGAGGAGGUCCUAAGAUAGGAUUCCCAACCACCUUCAAGACUCUCGCCCGCCCAACUCCAUCCGCUUAG